Centruroides sculpturatus (bark scorpion) is the source of this 1892-nucleotide messenger RNA. RefSeq lists its product as uncharacterized. Lineage: Eukaryota; Metazoa; Arthropoda; Arachnida; Scorpiones; Buthidae. The transcript has 3 exons. Gene Ontology annotation, biological process: apoptotic process; regulation of apoptotic process. The coding region runs from base 138 to 1277 and encodes 379 amino acids. The record is from RefSeq and is a predicted model, not a curated record.
CUUUAAAAAUAAUUAUUAGAAUUAAUUUUCUUAAACAAUAUGCCUUUUAAAAUUUAAGAUUAUAUCAUAUUUUAUAGGAGUCAAAACAGCGCCCAUACAAAGUAUGGAGCUGUGACAGACAAAAAAGGAAGGCUGUCAUGGCAUCAACACUUAAAGAACUGAGGGAAAGAGGGGGAGAAAAACUUGGUUACAGUGUAUGGACAGAAUUAAGGAUAGUUUUAGAAAACGAUGGUACAGAAGUAGAAGACGAAAAUUAUUUUCAAACUAUGGACAGGGAUACUAUAUUUUUACUACUCUGUCCUGGUGAAAGAUGGUUACCUCCAGGAGUAGAAGCUUUAAGAGCAGCAAUCACAGCCAUUCCACGCAUUGUCUGUGAUGCCAUUAAUAGUAUGGAAUUGAUUGAUAAACAACCCUCCUGGAAAAUAAUGGAUAAUAAAGGCAGAGUCACGGUAGUAUUACACUGGGACCAGCGAGACAUCCGCAGGCCAUCUGAAGGGAGAGGACGUCCAGGAGGUAGACCAGAAGCUGUAUGGAGGGUUGAAGUUGUUUCCCAAGAAGUACAGACUACUGCUGACCAAACCACUGCCAGUCUAACCAGCACAUCUGUCCCUAGAACACCUCGUGCCAAACUGACCUUGGAAGGUUUAGGACCCAGGCCUCCUUCUCGUAUGCUGCCAAAAGCUGUAGAAGAAGCUAGGGAAGAAGAGGAAAAAGAAGUAAGUCCUGAACAUGAUCAUUCCCUCUGUGACUUCCAUUGCUCCGCACUACAUGAAAAGGGUGCUCAAAUCCAGGUAAAUAAGUCCGUUGCUACCUCGCCCAUUCAGGAAGUUCCAGAAGGGGGAGCUGCUGCACCUGCCACUGCCGUUGCUGCUGGACCCAGCGGUAUCAGCACUCAGAAGAAGGGAUCGGCCAAAGGGCAUGUCCGCUUCAUGGAUGUUACCCAAGAGUCCAAGAUACCUCCAGCUCAAGACGAGAGUGAAUCCGACACAGAGAACACCGCUAAUGAAGAAGAACAGCUUUCCGAGAGGUACCUGCUACUUGUUGAUCAGCUCUCGUUAGAACAAAAUCGCCAUUUAAGCAUCAAGGACAUUGGUGUCAUCCUAGAGCGUCUCAAUUCAAAGAUUGUGGAUGUUGAUCGUCUAGAACGUGAAAGAGAGAGUACCGACGUACACAAUUGGACAAUCAAGGCUACGAUCCGUGGUGAAGUUUUGCGAGAAAUUGGUGUAAUUUACAAUGGACAGUAUUAUGGAAUAAUGGAACAUCCAGGGUAUUUUUGAUGUGUGGUCUUUGAAAGUAGAUCAAAAUUCUAUUGUUUGCAUUGGCUAUUGCAUUUGUCCCUGAUAUUCCCUAAAUGCAGGGAAGUUGAAAUUUGCAAAAUAUAAAGAGAAUAGUAAUUGGGGAUUUAUUUAUUUCACUUUUAUUUUGAAGAAUACCACGUGAAAUCAAAACCGUACCUGAGAAUGGAGAUUUGUGAAUUACUGCUCAAAUUUCAAACUGUUACUAUCAUGAAUAAUUUGUAAUAAUUUCUUUUUAUACCAAAGGUAGGAAAAUGCCUUUCGUUUUGAUUCUAGAAUUGGAUUAUUACUACGCAGUUUACAAAAUGUAUUCCUAGAUAUCAUAAAACAUGAGAUCUUCUUUUUCUAAUCAUCCCCAGUUUCUCGGUGACAGAAUUAACAUUUGUAGCUUUUCAGUGACAGAUGUGUUGGAUUAACCACACAUGGGUUAGAGAUAGGUGUCAGGGACUUUUAUUGCCCAUUGAGCCAUGCUCCUGUAUCAUAACUUCAAACACUGCCAUGACAAACAGUCUUUUGGUGCAGUAUGUUUAUCCUCUUUAUUCUGAGGCAAAAUAUGCCAGAAAAGUGAUUAUAGCUUUGCUGAGAAGUUUUUAAAAA